This is a messenger RNA of Gymnogyps californianus (California condor), 977 nucleotides long. RefSeq names its product small ubiquitin-related modifier 3. Gene Ontology annotation, biological process: protein sumoylation. Gene Ontology annotation, cellular component: nucleus. The transcript has 4 exons. NCBI's taxonomy places the organism in Eukaryota, Metazoa, Chordata, Aves, Accipitriformes, Cathartidae. Bases 11 to 295 code for a protein of 94 amino acids. Gene Ontology annotation, molecular function: ubiquitin-like protein ligase binding; protein tag activity. The record is from RefSeq and is a predicted model, not a curated record.
CCCCGCCGCCAUGUCGGAGGAGAAGCCCAAGGAAGGCGUGAAAACGGAGAACGACCACAUCAACCUGAAAGUGGCGGGGCAGGACGGCUCCGUGGUGCAGUUCAAAAUCAAGCGGCACACCCCGCUGAGCAAGCUGAUGAAGGCGUACUGCGAGCGGCAGGGCUUGUCGAUGAGGCAGAUUAGAUUCAGAUUUGAUGGACAACCGAUCAGUGAAACAGACACACCCGCACAGCUGGAGAUGGAAGAUGAAGACACUAUCGAUGUGUUCCAACAGCAGACAGGUGGAGUGUGUUAAGACGUGCUGUCCUUUUGAGAAGAGGAGUUUAAGGAUCCUCGUCGCACCUCACUCUCUCAUCUGUCCUUGGAUUUGCUAUUAAACAGUAAACAAAUGAACAUGCCAAUCACACGGGAUUCUUCUAAACUUUAGAGGACAUUUACCAAAAUUGCUUGUUGUCUUUGACGUACUGCGUGUGCAAGUCAAAACAGUAUCUGCAGGGAUUAAUCUAUAUCUUAAAUUGGGCCAAUUUGAUUUAAGUUCAGAUUAAGUAAUAUGCGUUGUCUCUCUGCUGUUAUCUUUUUUUUUUCUUUCUUUCUUUUUUUUCUUUCUUUAAACCUGUGGCCUAAAUACUCAUCCAUGUGUUAGGACAUGGAGCGUUCAUUCCUGGCUCUUGUCGGUCUUGCCCCUCUGUUUAAUUCUAAUCAUGUAAAUAAUUCAGUAUAUUUUCAUGCCAAUGGUGAGUGUCAAAGUUUCCUUUUAAGAUAUGCCGAAGGGAAGGAGAAGAGAUGCUGAUUUUAAGUUUUUAGCGCGUGGUGCAAACACAGUUACUUCAGAAGCGGUAAGCCUGUGACACAAGGCUGGUACGUGCAGAUACAAUGCUUAGUAUAGAGUCGGAGUUUAAAAUAUUGCAGAUUUACAUGUGCUUUGUCAUAUUAUGAUAAAGUCGUCUGAAAUAUACUUUUUUAAUGCAGAAAUGAGA